Messenger RNA from Durusdinium trenchii, 776 nucleotides. The record is from the annotation of a GenBank genome assembly. Lineage: Eukaryota; Dinophyceae; Suessiales; Symbiodiniaceae.
AUGCCCAACGGCAGGGUUGUUCGUCAAGACGAUGCCACCUUUGAGCGCAUGACGAUGGAAGCCAGGAGCAAAAGCUUGGACGAAGACAUGGUCAAGGCUUUGACUGCAGACGACGCGGUGAUGGCAUCUGGCGCCCUUCCACAACUGAAGACAGCCACGGAAGCAGGCGCCAAGGCUUUGCGCCAAGCUUUGGAUGAUGAAUCAAGAGCAAUCAUCAAAGCUCCAAAACGGAAGGAAAAGAAACCGGAGGCAGAGGAGAUCAAGGCAAAGACUCCGCUAGACUUUGCAAGUGAGAAGAUGGCAGCGUGUUUGGAUCAGGUGAGCAAGGCGCGAGCGAAGUCACUGCAACUUACUGGAGUUGAAUUUGGCCAAGAACUUUCCAAGCAGCUUCUGGAGCAUGCGACCGCAAUGGAAAAGCUGUGGAAGACACUUCACAGCAUGGUGUCGAAGGAGGAGAAGGAGGACAAGUUGAUCUUGGCCGUGACUGCCGAAGUUGAGAAGAAGUCGAAGUGGUGGGAAAAAGCUUUGGUGCCCGACCAGGAUGAACCGGUGCUUGCAGAGGCAAGUGUGCUGCUCCCUCAUGAAGUUUUUGCCGCUAUCCACCAGAGUGGGAAACACCAGGUUCGAGAGGGUGUGAACAAGCUUGUGGCUGAUCUGGUGGCGUGGUCUCUGGAGCAUGCGUUUGCAGGCAAGGCUCCGACCCAGGGAUUCAAGGGCGAAGCUUUUGAGAAGGGAACUUACCGGGCAGCUAUGGCUGGCAAGGAGCUAGCUGGAGG